AGCGUGACAAAUAUAAUUUACUUGGUUGGGAGGGAGAUACCAUUUAUGAAAGCCGUCUUCGGCUCUCCAGAUUGCAAAAUUGUCCGUUCCACCUCAUUCGCUCACGAUCAGUCGUAGUGAAUGGAAGAUUGUGCCUCGCGAGUGCCAGAAAUUGUGCAGAAAAUUAAGUGAGAGUGAACCAAAGGUAGUGAUUGGAAAAAGUUUCAGACAAGUCACCUUGAUCGCGCAAUUACUGCCAUACAAUGGAAGUGUCUUUCACCAUUAAUGGAAAAUCCUAUCGAGUUGAGUCUGGGAAGCUAUCGCCCAACACUUCACUGAACACAUUCAUUCGCAGUCAUGCAAAUCUCACGGGAACGAAAUUCAUGUGUCAGGAGGGAGGAUGUGGUGCCUGUAUUGUUGCACUCAAGGGCAUUCAUCCAGUGACCAAGGAUCCCACCACAUGGGCAGUCAACUCCUGUCUGUUUCCGGUUUUCUCUUGUCAUGGAUUGGAUGUCCUGACCGUUGAAGGAUUGGGUGACAAGAAAAAUGGGUACCAUGUACUCCAAUCGCGUCUGGCCAAAAUGCACGGCACCCAGUGUGGCUACUGUUCUCCAGGAAUGGUCAUGAACAUGUACAGCUUGCUGGAGAGCAAAGGAGGGAAGGUAACGAUGGAAGAAGUGGAGAAUUCUUUUGGCGGGAACAUUUGCCGAUGCACAGGAUAUCGUCCAAUUCUCGAUGCUUACAAAUCUCUCGCCGUGGAUGCUGAUCCUGCUCUCAAACAGGCAUGUGGAGAUAUUGAGGAUUUACCUAAAGUAUGCCCUAAGACAGGAGAGUCCUGUCUGGGAAAGUGCCACAAGGCUCAAGCAUUGCAUUUGACUCUUGGAGAUGGGAAGGAGUGGCACAAAGUGUAUACAAUUGCUGACAUCCUCAAGGUGUUGGAUACAGUCGGAAGCCGUCCUUACAUGCUAGUGGCAGGAAACACUGCUCAUGGAGUGUACAGGAGAUCCCAGGACAUUGAAGUGUUCCUGGAUGUGAAUGCCGUAGAAGAGUUAAGAAGUCAUUCCAUUGGAGCGACUAUUGAUAUUGGCGCCAACAUUCCUUUGGCAGAAUUUAUGAAGGUUCUCACGGAAGCUGCUGAGAAACCAGAAUUCAAAUAUGCCGAACAUCUUUUGAACCACAUUGAUUUCGUGGCAAAUGUUCCGGUGAGGAAUGUUGGCUCUGUAGCUGGGAAUCUCACCAUUAAGCAUCAGCACAAUGAAUUCCCAUCGGAUAUCUUUCUCCUGCUCGUAACAGUUGGGGCUAAAUUCACCAUCAAGGACAGCAAAGGAAAUGAUCAGGUUGUUGAAGCAGAAAAUUUCCUAGGAGUUGACAUGAAAAAGAAGAUAAUCUCCAAGAUAUCUCUUCCUCCUCUUCCCGCUGAUAAAUAUGAGCUACGCACUUUCAAGAUCACUCCAAGAGCACAAAAUGCUCAUGCAUAUGUUAACGCAGGUUUUCUCUUUGAAUUCACCUCUGGAAGAGAUAAGGUUCAAUCUGCACGAAUUUGCUAUGGGGGCAUUAAUCCUAAAUUCAUUCGAGCAACGGCUUCGGAAAGGAUUCUCUCAGGAGUUGAUUUAUUCAGCAAUGAGACUCUGAAGAAGGUGAUUGAUUCCCUGAAGGAUGAACUCAAGUGUGAUUCUGUUAUGCCAGAUCCUCUGCCUGAAUACCGCGAAAAAUUGGCCAUGGGGCUCUUCUACAAGGCUAUAUUGAGCCUAGCUCCUGCUUCAAGGGUCAAGAAGGAAUUCCAGAGUGGUGGGAGUCUCAUUGAGAGACCACUGUCGAGUGGAAAACAAUCUUUCGAUACGUACAAAGAAAACUGGCCACUUACUGAACCCGUGGACAAACUUGAAGCCAUCAUCCAAUGUUCCGGAGAGAUCAAGUACACCAAUGACUUCCCUACCCUUCCUGAUGAACUUUGGGCAGCCUUUGUACAUGCUACUGAGGUGCAAUCCAUCAUCAAAGAUGUAGAUCCUGCGGAUGCCCUUAAAAUCCCUGGAGUUGUAGCUUUCUUCGGGCCCAAGGAUAUUCCAGGCAACAACAAUUUCUCUCCUAAAAGUCUCAUGGGAGGUGUUGAAGAGAUCUUUUGCAGCGAAAAAGUCCUCUUUAAUGGACAACCAGUGGGCAUGAUCGUGGCUGAAAGAUUUGAUCUGGCACAAGAAGCUGCCAAACUCGUCAAGAUCACCUACAAACGUCCAGAGAGUUCAAGUACGAUUUCAUCCCUGUAUCGCUUCCUUGUAGGCGAUUCUACUCAUGCUACAGGUCCGAUUUAUCCUACGAUUCGAGACGUCUUUGAAGCUAAAGAUUUUUCCCGGGUACACAAUACUCGAGUCUUCCAGAAGGCAGAAACCUCUGGCACUGGACAAACACGCAAGAUCACCGGACACUUUGAGAUUGGUUCUCAAUAUCACUUCUCAAUGGAGACUCAGACCACAGUAGCUAUGCCCAAUGAGGAUGGAAUUGAUGUGUAUUCCUCUACUCAGUGGAUGGAUCUUGUACAGAUAGCAAUUGCAGAAAUGCUAAAUAUCCCUGAAAGCAGCAUUAAUAUGCAAGUACGCCGCCUAGGUGGCGCCUAUGGCUCAAAGAUUUCCCGCGCAACUCAGAUUGCUUGUGCUGCUGCCCUAGCAUGUCACUUGCUUAAUCGUCCAGUUCGAUUUGUUCUGACGAUCGAGUCGAACAUGAAGGCGAUCGGAAAGCGAUAUGCCUGUGUCAACGAUUAUGAAGUCGAGGUGGAUGAUCAUGGAAAACUUCAAAAGCUGUCCAAUGAAUUCUGGCAUGAUUACGGAUGCAGUUUGAAUGAGGAAGUUGGUGGUCAAGCGGCAAGUUUCUUUAAGAAUGGUUAUGUAGAUGAUCACUGGGAUGUCAAGUAUCAUGCGGUCCAGACAGAAGCUCCAAGUCAUACUUGGUGCAGAUCACCAGGAACAACUGAAGGAAUUGCCAUGAUUGAAAAUAUUAUGGAACACAUUUCUAAGGAUAUGGGAUUAGAUCCUGUGGAAGUGAGACUCGCAAAUAUGCCAGAAAAUAGCCCAUUGCGAGGGAUUGUAAAGGACUUUGUUAAAUCUGUGCAGUAUUAUGAGAGAAAGAAGGAGAUUGAGACGUUCAAUACUGAAAACCGAUGGAAAAAACGUGGAAUUGCAAUUGUUCCCAUGAAAUACCUCCUGGAUUACUUCGGGUCUUACCCAGCUUUUGUGGCCAUUUACCAUGGAGAUGGUACUGUAGCAAUAUCCCACGGAGGAAUUGAAAUGGGCCAGGGGCUGAAUACAAAAGUGGCUCAAAUUGCUGCCCAUGUCCUUGGAGUCCCACUUGCUUCGGUCAAAGUUAAACCCUCCAAUAAUCUCGUGGGAGCCAAUUCCUUGGUCACUGGCGGCAGUCAAACUUCAGAGGCUGUCGGAUUUGCCGUUAUGAAAGCCUGUGAGAUACUUUUAGAGCGCAUAAAACCAGUGCGAGAGAAAAUGAAGGAGGCAUCGUGGCAGGAGAUUGUUGGAAAGUGCUUCGGUGAGAGCAUUGAUCUCACUGCUUCGUACCUCUACAAAAAGGAAGAUACCACAUCCUAUGAUAUCUGGGGUGUGAGCUGUGCUGAGAUUGAGAUUGAUACGCUUACGGGAUUAUUCCAACUGCGUCGAGUGGAUAUUUUGGAGGAUACUGGUGAGAGUUUGAGUCCAAAUGUAGAUGUGGGACAAGUUGAAGGGGCUUUCGUGAUGGGAAUCGGAUACUGGUUAUAUGAAAAGUUGGUCUUCAAUCGUCAAAAUGCAGAACUUCUCACUGAUCGCACAUGGACCUACAAACCUCCAGGGGCUAAGGAUAUUCCUGUGGACUUUAGGAUUACCUUCCUGAAGAAUUCUUCAAAUGCUGCUGGAGUUUUGAGAUCGAAAGCUACGGGAGAACCUGCCCUUUGCAUGUCAAUUGUGGUCCUAUUUGCUUUGAGGAAUGCUCUGGAUGCGGUACGAAAGGACUCAGGGGCUUCAGAUGGAACCUACUACAGCUUAGGAGCUCCAACAACCCCUGAGGAUAUUCUUAUUCUUGCUGGCAACAGCACUGAUCAGUUUAGCCUUUAAGACCCUCAAUAAGAACACAUUUAAGCAUAUUAUUCCAAGAAAAUACUUUAUUUCUUCUCUAAUGGUUUUUUUCUUCGAUAUGUUUAGAGGUGAGUUUCUUGCACAAUUUUUCAAAUACAUCUAAGAUUAUUAAGGUUUUAUGUUUUUUUUUAGUAAAUAAAAUCAUUUCGACAUAAAAA
Molecule: messenger RNA, 4246 nt
Organism: Phlebotomus papatasi
Lineage: Eukaryota; Metazoa; Arthropoda; Insecta; Diptera; Psychodidae
Exons: 9
Coding region: 243-4067 (1274 amino acids)
Molecular function (GO): FAD binding; oxidoreductase activity; iron ion binding
Source: RefSeq, a predicted model, not a curated record